GUCACACUGAACCCCUUUAGCCGUUUUAUUUAGACCGCUGUCAAAUAAGUUUGAAAAGUGCUUGCAAAAUGUUGCAAAACGACGCGGUGCGGACUUUGCAAUAUGAUAGUGAGAUCCGCGUGGCCCAGCAGCCAAAUCCCUCAGAACCGAGAGUUUACGACUCCCAUAUCAGCAUUACAUCGCAGCCGCGGGCGGAGAUUCCCCGGAUUCCCCUACCGGUGCCCAUUGCCACGGUUACGGGCAGCCGGACCUUCAUUCCCCUUUCCGGAUACGAUUGCCUGGCGGACCUGCCAUCGGUGCAUAUUGAACAGUCCUUUGAGCUGAACGCGGCUCUGACAGGAGUCUCCUCGGAGAAUCGUUAUGUGGUGCGAUCUCCAUUGAAUGAUGCCAUUUUCGCGGCCAGCGAGAGCUCCACAGAGAGCAAUCGUCUCAUCUGGGGAGCUGGACGACCGUUCCAGAUGCACCUUCUGGAUAAAACCCACCAGGAAGCGCUGGUCUUCCGAAAGAAACUAGCCCUUGGAUCACUCUGCUGCCAGCCAAAAUGUCUGGAGAUCUGGGUACCUCCGGGUAAUGUCCUUGGAAGAGUGGUGCAGUCACCCACUUUCAUGCAGCCAGAGUUCUUUAUCGAGGAUGGAAACACCGGACAGCCCGUGUUUUGUGUGGAGGGUCCUGCAAAUUCAGGAUUCUGCUGCUUCUGCCUGCCAAGGGAAUGUUACUUUAGGAUUAAUUCGGGUGGCAGUAUGAGAGCAUCCAUUGACCAUAAAUGGAUGGCCAGCAAGUCCCAAUACACCACAAAUAUUUACUUCAGUGAUCCGAAGCUAACAGCCAAAGAGAGAGCAUUGAUUCUAGGAUCAGCCUUUUUGCUGGAAUAUCUUUACUUCCAAACCCGGCUUUAAACCAAACAAAUUUAAUAAACCUUGUAUAUUCACAUUGA
This is a messenger RNA of Drosophila rhopaloa, 934 nucleotides long. RefSeq names its product phospholipid scramblase 1. The record is from RefSeq and is a predicted model, not a curated record. Gene Ontology annotation, cellular component: plasma membrane. Gene Ontology annotation, biological process: plasma membrane phospholipid scrambling. NCBI's taxonomy places the organism in Eukaryota, Metazoa, Arthropoda, Insecta, Diptera, Drosophilidae. The transcript has 5 exons. Bases 69 to 896 code for a protein of 275 amino acids. Gene Ontology annotation, molecular function: phospholipid scramblase activity.